Messenger RNA from Phoenix dactylifera (date palm), 1109 nucleotides. RefSeq names its product nudix hydrolase 16, mitochondrial. NCBI's taxonomy places the organism in Eukaryota, Viridiplantae, Streptophyta, Magnoliopsida, Arecales, Arecaceae. The record is from RefSeq and is a predicted model, not a curated record. Gene Ontology annotation, cellular component: cytoplasm; nucleus. Gene Ontology annotation, molecular function: pyrophosphatase activity.
GAUCUCCGUAUCUGCGUCUAAUCUUCUUUCCUUCCCCUCGUCACCCUUCUUUUUUUAGCUUCGGAGUUCCCUUCUUCUACCGUCGCCGUUGCCGCCGCAUUGGCCAAUGGGUUGAGAUAAUGGGGCGAAUCUCCGGGAUGGCGAGAGGAGAAGAGUGAACAGGGAUAGAUAUCUUCGCUUGCUUCGAAGAAGGAAAGAAGGAUAAGGAGAGCGAGAGGGUGGGGGUAAGAAGGGAGAAGAGUAUGUGUGAUUUGGUGGCCCGCACGGGUCGACAUCAGCAGCGAUACGAGGCCGGUUGUCGCCUUGUUGCCGGGUGUAUACCAUUCAAACAUAGAAAGUGUGAUGAAAGUUGUGGCUCUAAGCCCAAGAAGAUUGUUGAGGUUCUUAUGAUAAGCUCACAAAGUGGACCAGGCCUUUUGUUUCCAAAGGGAGGAUGGGAAAAUGAUGAAACUGUUGAAGAGGCUGCUGCAAGAGAAGCUCUUGAAGAAGCAGGAGUUCGAGGGGAUAUAAUGGAAUUUUUGGCAUUCUAUUACUUCAAAAGCAAAAGUCAUCAAGAUGAGUUCUGCCCAGAAGGCUUGUGCAAAGCUGCAAUGUUUGCUAUGCAUGUCAAGGAGGAGCUCGGCUCAUGGCCAGAACAGAGCACACGCCAUCGGAGAUGGCUUACCAUUCCUGAAGCUGUGGAGCAAUGUAGGCAUCCAUGGAUGCGGGAAGCCCUUCUUGAAGGAUUCUCAAAGUGGCAUGCCAAUAACAUGAUGAGUGCUGAAGAGGAUCAUCCUGGCCCCAUCAGUUCGACCCCAGCAAGAUGACCCAGCUCUGAGUCCUAGGCUUUUUUUUGCCUUUUGUUUCAUGAAGAUACAACAACAACACCAAUCUCCAGAUGCUUUUCAACCUCUUCUUAUUUGAAUAUGUACUGCUGACUCUGGAUGUAUUUGCACAUUUUUUUUCUUUUUUGUUUCAAGAAGAUCCAGAGACAAACGCGAGUGCUCUUCUGAUGUUUAGCUGUUGACAUCAUGCUACUUGGGCUUGUUCUGCCUGGCUUUUGAUGUUUUUGCAUUUAGUUUACAAAUAUGCUUUUUUAACUCCAGUAAACCUGCUUGGCUGCUUGUUCU